CGAGUGUCCGUGGGAGGGAGAGAGUAGAAACCUUUGGACAUCCGAUAAGGGAUUGCAAGCACUGUCGAGGGUGAGGCUUAAAUAUAUGAACAAGUGUAAUCAAAUCCUUUUUUGUUGCUAUCAAAAGCGAAAUUCAUUAUCGAGCGAUCAUGAAACAGAUGCUGAUGCUGUCCAUUCGAAGAGACGGAGAUUAGCGAGUGAUGGGAUCUGAUAUUUCAUGACAUCCUAGCAGCGGCUGAGCCACCAUGACAGCCCUUAGGCAGAGGAAGGGCAGCAAAGGAAGUAAGGAGCCUGGUCCAGAAGUCCUGUGCCAGAGGUUCAACCCUUCAGCGGAUCCUUUAGAGAGGUCUUCAGAUGGCGUAUGGACAUGGAGGACAGUGCUAUGGGUUGCCAUAGGUUGGACUGUGGGAAUUAGUCUUGGCAUGCUGUCCUGCAUCUAUGUGGCCACGCUCCACGAAAAUGACCUGUGGUUUUCCAACAUUAAGGAAGUUGAGCGUGAAAUCUCCUUUCGGACAGAAUGUGGCCUGUACUACUCGUACUAUAAACAGAUGUUGAGAGCUCCCUCCAUACAGCAAGGUCUUUCAGAGCUCAUCAAUGAUAAUGCCACUGAAUCCAAGAGAACCAUCAACCUCCUGCGACGCAUGAACAUCUAUCAGGAAGUGUUUCUAGGUGUUCUCUAUAGGAUUCUACCCAUACAGGCCUACCUGGAGCCAGUGUAUUUCUAUAUCUACACCGUGUUUUCCCUCCAAGCGGUGUAUGUCAUAGCCCUGUUCAUCACCAGCUGGCUGCUCAGUGGUUCCUGGCUAGCAGGGGCUCUCACUGGAGUCUGGUACAUCCUCAACAGAGUGGACACAACGCGGGUGGAGUUCACCAUCUCGCUCAGGGAGAACUGGUCCCUGCCCUUCUUCGCUCUCCAGAUAGCUGCCAUCACUUGCUACCUGAGGCCUCACCUCAAACCCAUCCAGCAGAAGGUGGUGUUGUGGCUGAUGUUCCUGGCCACAUUGUGUUUCUGCCUCACCUGGCAGUUUAAUCAGUUCAUCCUGCUGGUUCAGGCUCUCAUCAUCUUCACCCUGGACUGUCUGGACCUCAUCUCCACAGAACAGGUGACCUGCCUGUACCUAGUCCAGGUAAGCAGCCUGCUGUCCGUGUGGCUGCUGCAGUUCUGUAACUCCAUGAUCCUAGGCUCUCUGGCUCUCAGCUUCAUUGUGGCCGCUCUCUUUGUCAAGCACUUCCAGAGAGGGCUGAAGACUGGAGGUCUCGCAGCGCGGCUGGGAAAGCUGCUCCUUCACACCGUCCUAGUCCUUGCACUAACAUUCACUAUUAAUUAUUUAGCCAAGCAAGCGUUGCAGCUCCGUUCUGAUGAACACAUCUUCAAAUUCAUAAAGUCCAAAUUUGGCUUGGGCCCUACCAGAGAUUUCGAUGCCAGUCUGUACCUGUGUGAGGAAGCCUUUGGGCUGCUUCCCUUGGACACGUUUGACCGCUUGGCUGGCACUCUGCUGGCAUACCCUUACCUCGUCACCCUGAUUGUGCUCCUGGUGCUGCUGGCGCUGGUAAUACUGGCCAACCUCUGUGAUUCUUCAGCGGUCGGGCGGCCGCCGAAAGGCCGAUGCGAGGCGCGGCCGAUCUGUAUGCGGGCAGAUGUCGCCUACAAUCUGUUACACACCGUCUUCUUCGGCCUCCUGGCGCUCGGCACCAUGAGAAUGAAAUAUCUGUGGACUGGCCAUAUGUGUGCCUUUGCUGCCUAUGGCGUGUGUGGCAAGGAGCUGUGGUCCCUCUGCCUUAACAUGAUUCACUGUAACACUAAAACAAAGCUGAGGCUGAUCAGGUACACGGUUCCACUUGUCAUUCUGUGUUUUCUAUAUUACAAGUUCUGGCCCAAACUGAUGACGGAAGUAUCAGAACUGAGAGAAUUCUACGACCCUGACACCGUUGAGCUGAUGACCUGGAUUAGCUCGAAGACCCCCAAGAAGGCGGUGUUUGCUGGCAGCAUGCAGCUGCUAGCUGGGAUCAAACUGUGCACAGGGAGAGUCCUGACUAACCACCCACACUAUGAAGACCGAGCUCUGAGAGAGAGGACCAAACAGGUGUAUCAGAUCUACGCCCAGCAAUCCCCAGAGGAGGUCCACGGGAUCCUGCACGCGGCGGGGGCUGAUUUCGUGGUGAUGGAGGACAGCAUCUGCUACGAGAGGAGGCAUGGCCGGGGCUGCAGGCUCCGAGACCUGCUGGAUCUGGCCAACGGACAUAUCAUGGAUGGCCCUGGGGACAACGACCCAGACUUGGUCCACGCCUCCCACCCUCGCUUCUGUGAGUCCAUCAAGACAGACGGCCCUGCCUACACCGCCCUCUUCACCCGCGUUUUCCAAAACAAGACCUUCCACGUCUACAAGCUGAAGAGGGGCAAGAAGAGAGCCCAGGCCGACAGAGAGCCAGUGGCCAUGGAGGAUAAAACCCAGUAAUAAGACCCUGGGGACCCCAUAAACAACCCCCACCCACAUAUCCAGCAGCUCCCCAGUCUCCGUCUCAGCCUCCUGCUCCCUUCCAUGUUGAUAACCUGAUGACUGCUCUGUGCUCCCUGCUCUCUGGUCUACUUGACUUCAUCUGGAACCAUGGCUACACUCUCCCUCCCUCCCUCCCUCCCUCCCUCCUUCCAUCCCUCCCUGCGCCACGGCAGCCAGAGGCAGGUAAUCACGGCCGGCUGACACGGCGCUGAUUUGAGCAGCGUCUGAUUGUGGCGGACGAGCAGAUGAGCACAUGCAUAUCAAACCAGGGCUUUGUGUCAGGAAGCUCAUGUUUAAACAGGAGAGGAGAGAUGACGGCACAUCACAACAACAUUCACGUCUCUCUCUCUCGCUUUCACCCAGACUAAAGGCAGAGCAGAGAAGAAAGAGGAGAGGGACCUUUGAGAGGGAGCUGAUUGAAAGCUAGAGCAGUGGGGGUAAUUAUUGCGAGGACCAGUCUGGUCUCUUUGGUGGCUGGGGCUGCAGCCUGACUGCACAGCUGCACCCUGUGCCAUUUCCUUGUUUUUAAACCGUGCCAUGGCUCGUCUCCACUUGUUAAUGAGGACUCCUCUUUUGAUACUCUCUCACAAAAACACAAAAGUUCUGCAUAAGUUGUCAGUUGUGGUGUAUCAAGGGGAAGUGGCAUUCUCAUUGUAAUGCAUAACAGUCCUAUCACUGUGAAGAGGAUUUGCUUGUUCAUUCCGUUGCAUUGAAAUUGGAUGUUUAAUUUAGGAGUUGGCCAAUAAUACAUUUUACGAGGGAGAAGUAAUUUCAUUAUGUUUGCCUAAUAAGUGCAUACUAAUGUAAUGUUUUUGAGCAUUGACAUUCUUCAUUUUCAUAUUUAUUAAUAAUUCAGUUUAAGAUGCAUUGGUCAUUUAAACCGACAGUAUUUUUUUUAAAUGAGCAAAUGUUAGAGAAAAUCAUGUAUUAACUGUGUCUAUUCGCUCCCAACUCAACACCACAGAAUCAUACAGUAUUAUGUAGAAGGACUGCAUUGUGGGUAAACCAUGACCACUGGUCAAUGUUGAAUUAGGUGAAUGGUUAACAUAUUCAGGGCAACUGGUCUAUGUAGGACUGGCUAACAUCCCGUGGGUAUCAUAGCUAUUCAACGCCUUGGAUGUUGUUUCACGUUGGUGGGCUACAAAGUGGGAUUGAAAUGGAUUUAAUUGUCAUUUUCUCGUCAUGGACGUCGAAGUGAAAAGAAUUUAAAAGAAUAAUAAAAUAAAAUGUAUACAGAUGACUAAACAUUAAAUUACUAAAAUAAAGUUGUUGAAUAUAAGUAUGCACACCCUUUGUUUAGGCAUGCCUAAAUUAGUUUGUUGGUAACAUUUGGCUCAACAAAUCACAAGUUACGUGGGAAAUAAUAGGGGUUGACAUAAUUUUUUGAAUGGCUACUCCGUCCUCUGUCCCCCAUACAAGGUCCCUCAGUCAAGAAUUGAAUUUCAAGCACAGAUUCAACUACAAAGACCAGAGGGGUAUACAACGACGCAAGCUACAGUAGAUCUACUCAGGGUUUUCUAAAGCUAGCCAGCUUCAGUUACUUUCCCAUUCCAGCUCAGGCUUCAUCCGUACUACCACGGGGGAUAUUGCUAGUCCGUCUACCAAACUGCGUGUGCAUGUUGCACAUGGCUAGUCAAACACCAGACUUUUCAUUGAGACUGCAUGUGCAUGUUGCACGUGGCUAGUCAAACACCAGGCUUUUCAUUGAGACUGCGUGUGCAUGUUGCACGUGGCUAGUCAAACACCAGGCUUUUCAUUGAGACUGCAUGUGCAUGUUGCACGUGGCUAGUCAAACACCAGACUUUUCAAUGAGACUGCGUGUGCAUGUUGCACGUGGCUAGUCAAACACCAGACUUUUCAUUGAGACUGCGUGUGCAUGUUGCACGUGGCUAGUCAAACACCAGACUUUUCAUUGAGACUGCGUGUGCAUGUUGCACGUGGCUAGUCAAACACCAGACUUUUCAUUGAGACUGAGUGUGCAUGUUGCACGUGGCUAGUCAAACACCAGGCUUUUCAUUGAGACUGCGUGUGCAUGUUGCACGUGGCUCGUCAAACACCAGACUUUUCAUUGAGACUGUGUGUGCAUGUUGCACGUGGCUAGUCAAACACCAGACUUUUCACUGAGACUGCGUGUGCAUGUUGCACGUGGCUAGUCAAACACCAGACUUUUCAUUGAGACUGCGUGUGCAUGUUGCACGUGGCUAGUCAAACACCAGACUUUUCAUUGAGACUGCGUGUGCAUGUUGCACGUGGCUAGUCAAACACCAGACUUUUCAUUGAGACUGCGUGUGCAUGUUGCACGUGGCUAGUCAAACACCAGACUUUUCAUUGAGACUGCGUGUGCAUGUUGCACGUGGCUAGUCAAACACCAGACUUUUCACUGAGACUGCGUGUGCAUGUUGCACGUGGCUAGUCAAACACCAGACUUUUCAUUGAGACUGCGUGUGCAUGUUGCACGUGGCUAGUCAAACACCAGACUUUUCAUUGAGACUGCGUGUGCAUGUUGCACGUGGCUAGUCAAACACCAGACUUUUCAUUGAGACUGCGUGUGCAUGUUGCACGUGGCUACUCAAACACCAGACUUUUCAUUGAGACUGCGUGUGCAUGUUGCACGUGGCUAGUCAAACACCAGACUUUUCACUGAGACUGCGUGUGCAUGUUGCACGUGGCUAGUCAAACACCAGACUUUUCAUUGAGACUGCGUGUUGCACGUGGCUCGUCAAACACCAGACUUUUCAUUGAGACUGCGUGUGCAUGUUGCACGUGGCUAGUCAAACACCAGACUUUUCACUGAGACUGCGUGUGCAUGUUGCACGUGGCUAGUCAAACACCAGACUUUUCAUUGAGACUGCGUGUGCAUGUUGCACGUGGCUAGUCAAACACCAGACUUUUCAUUGAGACUGCGUGUGCAUGUUGCACGUGGCUAGUCAAACACCAGACUUUUCAUUGAGACUGCGUGUGCAUGUUGCACGUGGCUAGUCAAACACCAGACUUUUCAUUGAGACUGCGUGUGCAUGUUGCACGUGGCUAGUCAAACACCAGACUUUUCAUUGAGACUGCGUGUGCAUGUUGCACGUGGCUAGUCAAACACCAGACUUUUCAUUGAGACUGCGUGUGCAUGUUGCACGUGGCUCGUCAAACACCAGACUUUUCAUUGAGACUGCGUGUGCAUGUUGCACGUGGCUAGUCAAACACCAGACUUUUCACUGAGACUGCGUGUGCAUGUUGCACGUGGCUAGUCAAACACCAGACUUUUCAUUGAGACUGCGUGUGCAUGUUGCACGUGGCUACUCAAACACCAGACUUUUCAUUGAGACUGCGUGUGCAUGUUGCACGUGGCUAGUCAAACACCAGACUUUUCAUUGAGACUGCGUGUGCAUGUUGCACGUGGCUAGUCAAACACCAGACUUUUCAUUGAGACUGCGUGUGCAUGUUGCACGUGGCUAGUCAAACACCAGACUUUUCACUGAGACUGCGUGUGCAUGUUGCACGUGGCUAGUCAAACACCAGACUUUUCAUUGAGACUGCGUGUGCAUGUUGCACGUGGCUAGUCAAACACCAGACUUUUCAUUGAGACUGCGUGUGCAUGUUGCACGUGGCUAGUCAAACACCAGACUUUUCAUUGAGACUGCGUGUGCAUGUUGCACGUGGCUACUCAAACACCAGACUUUUCAUUGAGACUGCGUGUGCAUGUUGCACGUGGCUAGUCAAACACCAGACUUUUCACUGAGACUGCGUGUGCAUGUUGCACGUGGCUAGUCAAACACCAGACUUUUCAUUGAGACUGCGUGUGCAUGUUGCACGUGGCUAGUCAAACACCAGACUUUUCACUGAGACUGCGUGUGCAUGUUGCACGUGGCUUGUCAAACACCAGGCUUUUCAUUGAGACGAUGCUGAAACAAUCCAUAGGAAUGUCGGUGCCGUAUUUUCAUUUGUGCCAAAAUCAAAUGAAAGAAAAGGUAUCUAGCAAAUUCACCGGGCUUUCGUGUGAAAUAGACUUUUUGAAGCAGUGUUUUUGUAUUACUUUGGUGUGGUUAUCAACACAAGUAACUUUUCCCCCACUCCUUAUUGAUCAAAUAAUUGUAUUAAGUCAUACAAUUUUUUGUACCGUGCGUGAAGUUUCAAAUGCGGUUGUCAUUACUACAUGUGUAAUGUGAUUAAUGUGACCAUGUUAAAAUACCUAUUUGGAUAGUCCCAUCUGUAGAUGCUCUACAAACGUUCAUACUGUCAAUAUGCUAUCAAGGUCAAACUAUCUGUUGAUAAGCAACUGCGGCUUCGUGUCAUGUUGCGGUUAGGGUUAUGUUGCGGUUAGGGUCAUGUUGCGGUUAGGGUCAUGUUGCGGUUAGGGUCAUGUUGCGGUUAGGGUUAUGUUGCGGUUAAGGUUAUGUUGCGGUUAGGGUCAUGUUGCGGUUAGGGUUAUAUUAGAAUAAGGGUUAAGGUUAGUAGAUAGUUAGUUGAAAUUUUACAGAUGCUUUACAGACGACCCACCCGAAACACGGCAAAGCCUUAUGUUUGAGGCAAAUUCAACACAACUCAUCACUGAGUAACUGUAUCAUUAUUUUCAUCACGGUAUGGGCAUGCUGGACAUCAGCAAAGACUGGGGAGUUUUUCAGGAUAAAAAUAAACGAGAUUAAGCUAAGCACAGGCAAAAUCCUAGAGGACAACCUGCUUCAGUCUGCUUUACACCAGACCCUGGGUGAGGAAUUCACCUUUCAGCAGGACAAUAACCUACAACACAAGGUUGAAUAUACACUGGAGUUGCUUACCAAGAAGACAGUGAAUGUUCCUGAGUGGCCAAGUUAGUUUUGGCUUAAAUCUGCUUGAAUCUAUGGCAAGACUUUAAAAUUGCUGUCUAGCCAUGAUCACCAACAUCUUGACAGAGCUUGAACAAUUUACUGUAGAAAAUAAUCAUUUUCAAAAAUCGAGGUGUGCAGAGAUCUUACUCCAAGAAGACUCACAGCCAUAAUACUUAUCUAAUCAAGGUAUAAAACAAAUUAAUUCAUCGAAACAAUAUAUACAGUUGAUGUCAGAAGUUUAUAUACACCUUAGCUAAAUACAUUUAAACCCAGUUUUUUACAAUUCCUGACAUUUAAACCUAGUAAAAAUUCCCUGUCUUUGGUCAGUUAGGAUCACCACUUUAUUUUAAGAAUGUCAAAUGUCAGAAUAAUAGUAAAGAGAAUUAUUGAUUUCAAUUUUUAUGUGUUUCAUCACAUUCCCAGUGGGUCAGAAGUUUACAUACACUCAAUUAGUAUUUGGUAGCAUUGCCUUUUAAAUUGUUAAACUUGGGUCAAACGUUUCGGGUAGCCUGUCCCAUUCCUAGAGCUGGUGUAACUGAGUCAAGUUUGUAGGCCUCCUUGCUCGCACACACUUUUUCAGUUCUAACCACAAAUUUUCUAUAGGAUUGAGGUCAGGGCUUUGUGAUGGCCACUCCAAUACCUUGACUUUGUUGCCCUUAAGCCAUUUUGCCACAACCUUGGAAGUAUGCUUGGGGUCAUUGUCCAUUUGGAAGACCCAUUUGCGACCAAGUUUUAACUUCCUGACUGAUGUCUUGAGAUGUUGCUUCAAUAUAUCCACGUCAUUUUCUUUCCACAUGAUGCCAUCUAUUUUGUGAAGUGCACCAGACCCUCCUGCAGCAAAGCACCCCCACAACAUGAUGCUGCCACCCCCGUGAUUCACGGUUGGGAUGGUGUUCUUCGGCUUGCAAGCCACCCCCUUUUUCCUCCAAACAUAACGAUGGUCAUUAUGGCCAAACAGUUCUAUUUUUGUUUCAUCAGACCAGAGGACAUUUCUCCAAAAAGUACAAUCUUUGUCCCCAUGUGCAGUUGCAAACCGUAGUCUGGCUUUUUUUAUGGCAGUUUUGGAGCAGUGGUUUCUUCCUUUCAGGUUAUGUCGAUAUAGGACUCGUUUUACUGUGGAUAAAGAUAUUUUGUACAUGUUUCCUGCAGCAUCUUCACAAGGUCCUUUGCUGUUCUGGGAUUGAUUUGUACUUUUCACACCAAAGUACAUUAAUCUCUAGGAGACAGAACACGUCUCCUUCCUGAGCAGUAUGACGGCUGCGUGGUCCCGUGAUGUUUAUGCUUGCGUACUAUUAUUUGUACAGAUGAAUGUGGUACCUUCAGACGUUUGGAAAUUGCUCCCAAAGAUGAACCAGACUUGUGGUGGCCUACACAUUUUUUUUCUGAGGUCUUGGCUGAUUUAUUUUGAUUUUCCUAUGAUGUCAAGCAAAGAGGCACUGAGUUUGAAGGUAGGCCUUGAAAUACAUCCACAGGUACAUCUCCAAAUUUUGUCAAUUAGCCUAUCAGAAGUUUCUAAAGUCAUGACAUCAUUUUCUGGAAUUUUCCAUGCUCUGUAAUUAUAAGUGAAAUAGCCAGUCUGUGAACAACUGUUGGAGAAAUUACUUGUGUCAUGCACAAAGUAGAUGUUCUAACAGACUUGCCAAAACUAUAGUUGUUAACAAGAAAUUUGUUGAGUGGUUUAAAAAAGAGUUUUAAUAACUCCAACCUAACUGUAUGUAAACUUCAACUGUGUGUGUAUGUGUGUGUGUGUAUAUAUAAUAUAUUAUAUUAUAUUAUAUAUAUUUAAAAAAAAUUGACAGAGUGUUUUGUGUAGAUAAAAAAAAAAACAUUUGAGUCCCACUUUGUAACACAAUAAAAUGUGAAGAAAUCGGGGGGGGGGUACUUGUGGGGUGAAAGCGGGGUGAAUACUUGUGAUAUGUAGUCUAAAUCCUGAAUCCAAAUUCAGACGUAACAGGGAAAUGUCAAAUGAUUCAAUACUGUAAAUAGUUCAUGUGUGUUAUUUUAUUGCAUAUUGGCAAUGUGGAUUACAUCAUGGUAUUAUUUAAAUAUUUAACAACUUUAGAGUAUGAAAGUGCCUUCAAAGUUGUUCAUCUCUGUGUUGAUGUAAAAUGUGUCUGUUAUUGAACCCAACAGUUGCUUGUAGAGCUGAAAAAUAAAAUAAAAAAUUUUUACACUUCA
Messenger RNA from Oncorhynchus kisutch (coho salmon), 9472 nucleotides. RefSeq names its product probable C-mannosyltransferase DPY19L3. Lineage: Eukaryota; Metazoa; Chordata; Actinopteri; Salmoniformes; Salmonidae. The coding region runs from base 246 to 2456 and encodes 736 amino acids. The transcript is spliced from 19 exons. Gene Ontology annotation, molecular function: mannosyltransferase activity. The record is from RefSeq and is a predicted model, not a curated record. Gene Ontology annotation, cellular component: nuclear inner membrane.